Blumeria graminis f. sp. triticale is the source of this 1428-nucleotide messenger RNA. NCBI's taxonomy places the organism in Eukaryota, Fungi, Ascomycota, Leotiomycetes, Helotiales, Erysiphaceae. The record is from the annotation of a GenBank genome assembly.
AUGAGUUCCGAAGACCAAAACACACUUCUUAAUCAAAUAAGUCAGUUAGCAGGAAGAUGGUUGACAUCGAUCGGCCUAGGUCAGAUCAAUCGAUACAAAAACGGCCAGAUCCACAACGAGCAAAUCCCCACGCCUCAUUCUAAGCCUUAUAGAGGCCACCUUCAAUCAAGUGUAUCAUGGCGUCCCCAGCGCGGUAGCCAUUCAAGAGGUGGUGGUCUGAACAAGCCAGGACAAGCCUAUCGCAAUCGAUCCCUUGUACUUACAGGCAAUAACUUAGUAAAUCCAAAAACUUCAGAGGCAGAUCAAAGUCUCGAAAAUGUUGUUACUCCAAGUGCAGGAGUGAAUUGGGUUUCCAAGACAGACCGUCACCGACAACUUAUUAACGCGUCGAUAUUCAGCAAAGCAGCACAAAAUCGCACGAAAGCUAUGGAAGAGACAAGAAAACAAAAAUUGAAGCAAAGACAAGAGCGCGAAAAGUCUAGGCUUCAAAAGUAUCUUCAAAGAGAAGACCCAAGUAAUAUUUACGGUUCUUCCACUAGAGUAGUUCAAGGUGUAGGUAAUCAUGAAGUUAACGUGCAGGGUAUUCGAUUUCUCGUAGCAAAGAACGGUAGCAAACUUAUUAAAAUUCCUGACUUACACUUGCCAGGUGAUAUCAACUUGGCAAAAUCAACCCCUAAGGUUGCCAGUGUUGGCCCAGUCAAAUUUUACCGAAGCAAAAAUGGAAAUAUGUAUCGGUCUGGUAUUAUUAAGGCUCAUCGGGCGACUGGUAUAGUCAAAAAAAUUGAUGAACCGUGCAAAAUAUUUACUACUACGGGUACUCUAAUCUUUUCAAUAUCUACAGGAAUAUUUUUCAGAGUGAUGGCGCAAGGUUCCUGUCCUAAAGGUCCGAGAUGUCGCUACAUCCAUGAUCCCUCUAAAGUGGCCGUAUGCAAAGAGUUUCUCUUAAAGGGUUCCUGUGCAAGUGGAGAAUCCUGUGAUUUGUCUCAUGAGCUGACACCAGAGAGAACACCCUCGUGCCUGCACUUUACCAGAGGAAAUUGUGCCAAUCCGAACUGUCGCUAUAUCCACGUACGAGUUUCCCCAUUAGCGCUAGUUUGUCGACCUUUUGGAUUAAAUGGGUAUUGCGAUAAAGGCUCUACCUGCACAGAACGCCAUAUCCACGAGUGUCCUGACUUCAGCAACACAGGUACAUGUAACAACCGUGGUUGUAAGCUUCUCCAUAGAGAGAAGGCGAGUGUCAUGCGCAACCGAGCUUCACGUAGUAACGGCGAAGAUAUUGAUGCUCCUACCAGUGAUGUAUCGAGCGAUGAGGAGGAAAUUGAUAGCGAUGACGUUGAUUCAGAUGAUCUUGAAGAGUUCUUUGGUGAUGAUGACGGGGAAUCGGACACUGACAUUCCUAUGCAACAGGACUUUGUCAAUCUGUCAUGA